This is a messenger RNA of Girardinichthys multiradiatus, 2988 nucleotides long. RefSeq names its product DMRT-like family A2 (gene dmrta2). Gene Ontology annotation, biological process: regulation of transcription by RNA polymerase II; sex differentiation; germ cell development. Lineage: Eukaryota; Metazoa; Chordata; Actinopteri; Cyprinodontiformes; Goodeidae. Bases 1013 to 2362 code for a protein of 449 amino acids. Gene Ontology annotation, cellular component: nucleus. The transcript is spliced from 2 exons. The record is from RefSeq and is a predicted model, not a curated record. Gene Ontology annotation, molecular function: RNA polymerase II cis-regulatory region sequence-specific DNA binding; protein binding; DNA-binding transcription factor activity, RNA polymerase II-specific.
GCCGUAAAAGAACAAAUGUUGUUUUGUUACACCUUUCUCAUUAAUUUGAACAGUUUAAAGCGCUCCGCUUGUUUUGGCAGGGUGAACUGGGACAUGCAACAUGCGGUCAAUAACUGGGAGCAAAUUACUUGAUUCCCCCCUCAAAUAGUUAAUCUUACAUAUUCUUAAAUCAACAAAAAUAUCUUACACUUACCUUAAUGCAGAGAUUAAAGACGCGCUUCAGGUUUAAUCUGAACUCGUCUUGUAAAUGUGAAUUAAACUCUCAUUGUGUAGACGCAAUAAUGUUCCCAAACGAAACAGAGCAUUUUAAAGUAAUAUACAGAAACUUAUUUAAAGGGAUGUUAAUUUCCCUUUAUUAUAUGACAUGAAUUUACUUGUUUUGGACUCUUGCCGUAAGGCUGCAUUGCCUGAAGUGAUACCAAACGUGCAGUUUAAAAUCUAUAAAAUUAAUUUUUUUGGAGGUAUACACUGCAUCGAUUUGAGCUUUCCGGGAACUCCCUUCAGAUUCUUAACACUUCAUAUUUGAAAAAAAAAAAAGAACUCAGGUGGACACUGUUGAAAAAAAAAAGAGAGAGACACAAACCAAUCAGAUCGCUCCUUCUCCCUUUGGCCAAUGACAGACGCCACAUUGUUGUCAAAUUUGUCUAAUGAAAAUGUAGGAGCAACAAUAGGGAGAGGGGAGAGAGGGAUCUGUAUCCACUGACGAUCUCAGGAGGAAGUUAGUGUCUCAGACUGCGGCUCCUGGACACUUUUUAACUUCUGAUCGAAGAGGACUGAUCUCUUCUUUCAGCUUCAUCUCUUGUCGGAUCUAAAAUCGUUUCUCCACAUAUUUUCUGGAUAGCUUCCACCAGAGUUCUGUUUCUAAGUCAGUUUGUAGAAAUCGCUAACUUCAGUUGUUGCGCAGAGAUGUUGCAGCAGAUGUGAUCAACUCAAGGUCAGUUCAGCUAAAACAGGUCGAUCAUCCAACAUUGCUUACUUACUUAGUUUCUAUUAAAUAAUUGACUUAGACGGCAUGGAUCUGAGACCGGAGCUCCCCACAGCGUCUUCCGCCUCCCAGGUCCACCCGGGGGCGGCAGCGGUGGCCGCGGCGGCCUCCAUCCCGGUAACCAUGGCCAGCAACCUGCUGCGUGGCCCUCCGCUGCUGCUGCGCGCCGCGGACAAGUAUCCCCGCACGCCGAAGUGCGCCCGCUGCAGGAACCACGGCGUGGUGUCCGCGCUGAAGGGCCACAAGCGCUACUGCCGCUGGAAGGACUGCAUGUGCGCCAAGUGCACGCUGAUCGCGGAGCGGCAGCGGGUGAUGGCGGCGCAGGUGGCGCUGCGGCGGCAGCAGGCGCAGGAGGAGAACGAGGCCCGGGAGCUGCAGCUGCUCUACGGCACCGCCGAGGGCCUGGCUCUGGCCGCAGCUAACGGUAUCAUCCCCCCGCGUCCCAACUAUGAGGUGUUCGGCUCUGUCAACAGCGAGAGCAACUCAGAGGCUAGUAUCCAGAAGUAUGACCUGUUUCCAAAGACCCAGAUGUCCGGCUCAACCACCCCUCAGAAGUCCGUAGGGAAACCUGGGUCCACCGAGAGCGACUCUGCUCCGGGCAUGUCCUCCCCAGACGGCCGGCACGGAGGAGGCUCGGGGUCAGAGAACGGAGACAGCGAGUCUUUCAUCAACUCACCGGUGUCCAAGCCUUUAAAGGACGGAGAGGAAACCCCCGGAUCCGUCAGCUCGCUCGCGUCGGACUCCGGCUCCGAGACCGACAAAGACGAGCAGGAGCCCUCCCCGUCCUCCGCGGCCUCCCGGCACAUGAACGCCAUCGACAUCCUGACCCGGGUGUUCCCGAGCCACAAGCGCAGCGUGCUGGAGCUGGUUCUGCAGGGCUGCGGCAAGGACGUGGUGCAGGCCAUCGAGCAGAUCCUCAACAACAGCGGCGCGCAGACCCCUAAUAAGGCCGGGCCGGAGGAGACGUGGACGGCGGAGAGGAUGGUCCAAAGCGCACAGCAGACUCCCGCUGCAUCUGGAACCGCAGCCACUCCGACCAGGCCGAUGCUCGCCGGAGCCAUGACGCUGAGUAACCGCUCCGCGUUUUCUCCGCUCCAGCCGAACGCCCCGCACUUCGGAGCAGAACCCGGCACCUACCCGCUGGGGACCCACCUGGGACUGAGCCCGCUGCGGCUGGCCUACUCCGCGCACAGCCGCGGUCUGGCCUUCAUGACGCCCUACUCCACCACAGGGCUCAUGCCCACCUUGGGCUUCAGACCCCCCAUGGACUAUGCUUUUAGCGACCUGAUAAGGGACAGGACAAUGCUGCACAAAGAGCAAGGCUAUGCCAGCAGCCUGUACGGGCCUUUAGUCAACAACACGCCGGACAAACAGUGAAACUGCUGGACUGAAAACACACUCCACUGCAGUAUAACAAACCUGUGAUGUGUUCUGUAUAUAUUAGAAUUACCAGACUUGUAGACAGUUGUUCAGAGAGGGGGAGAAACUAAACUGAAUUAUGUGUAACUUUAAAGCUUAUUUUAUGUGUUAGAUUACAAAAAUCUGGACGCUUUUCCCCAUUUAUCAACAUCAUAAAAUUAAAGCGAACAAGUUCCAAGUUAAAUCGAGCUGGGAGACACUUAGUCCUCCAACUGCAGGUUUUAUGUAAAAUUGUAAUAAGAUAAAUAUUUAUCAUUGGGUUUGAAUUUUUAUAGAUUAUCUUAUUUUACAGCCAGCUGGCACAACUAAACAAUUGGAUAAUAAAUGGUGCGAAGCGAAUAACGUGUGCAGAUCUUUUUUCCCCCUUUCUUUGUUGUAUGAUUUCAACAAUCUCACUUUUUGCCUGUAUUUUAUAUAUAUAUAUAUAUAUAUAUAUAUAUAUAUAUAUAUAUAUAUAUAUAUAUAUAUAAAACCAAUUGCAUUUGGCAACAUGAAAUGUUUGACUUCUCAUUUAGUCAGACCCACUGUUGAAAGAUAUACUGUCACAUAAAUAUGCUGGGAAUAAAUGUUAUUUUAAAAAUGUG